AGAGAGAGAAGAGUUUCAUGGAAGAAGAAGACACGGACAUGGUUGCUUCUAAAUCAUCAUAUGCUGAUCUUGUUUGGAUUUGGGUUAUUGAAGCUGUGGCAAGCUUUAGAGAAGUGGACUUUUCACUUUUAAAUGAUUUAGUAAAAGCAGCUCCAGAAAUACCUGAUGAUGAUUUGGGAAAGAAUGCAAUAGAAAUGGUUGCUUUGAAAAGCUUGGAGACUUUGUUUGAAAGGGUUACUACUGAUGUUCCUUCUUCUGAUGAUCAGCAUUUCAAAGCUACAUUUGAUUUAUCAGAAAGUUGUGAAAAUGUUCUAAGUCGUAUAUUGCAGGAGAGUUCAGAAUCAUCACAGUUGUCACAAUGGGAUAUCCACCCUUUUCUUAAACACAAAAGAGCUUCUAUGAAGAAAUGUACCUUGGUGCAGCAGCUGAAAGAGGCAAUUCUUAGUGGUACUUCUCAUCCAUAUGCUGAUAUCUUGAAGGAGAAAGGUCUAUUAGCCUCCACUAAUGAUGUUCAGUGUACCAAUUUCAAAAGGCCAAAGUUGUAUGGAUCUUAUGCUGAUCAUGAUGAUCAACAGUCUUUGGAUCAGUCUUCAGCUCAAUCUAAGGGAAGAGAAGCAUUAGGAGAUUCUUCUAAAAGAGAACAUGAACAUGACUUGGUGAAAAUUCAGAAGGAAACUAUGCUGGAGACUCCUUCUAAUGUGGUCACUAUGAUACCCCAAGAGAUUACUAGAAGAGAAAAUGAAUCCAAUGUUGUUGGGGAACCUUGUGCUGAAUCAAGUGGUGCUCCUUCCAUUAAAGCAUCCAAAAGUGUUUGUGGGAAUAAGAAACUAUCUGCAUUGAUUAAAAUGUCUUUGGAGAAUAUGUCCAAAGGGUUUGGUGAUGGAGUAGAUACAGAAAAGUAUCAUUGCACAGGUCAAAAUGAAGAUGAGGAUAUUAAGAAUGAACAACACUUAAUAGAAAGAGAGAACAAUGAAGGACAUCAUCAAGUUGAAUCAAGUACAAAUCAAGCAAGUUGUUUUAAUGUUUCAGCUGCUGUAAAAGAAGAUAAUGUAUCUGAUGAGAACACUGAUAUGGCCCUUUUGAAUCAAGAGAAGACUUGUGAAAUUAUGCUGGAAGUUGUGAAAGAGCAAAACACUGAUUCACCAAAAAAGCCUACUUAUGAACUUAGUAUUAAUCAUUGCAGCACAAUCUUGACAACUCCUCAGCUCAGGCGAAAAAGACUUCAAUGGACAGCUGCAGAGUUACAGAAACUAAAGGAGGGUGUGCAAAUAUUUUCUGAUAGAAGAAAAAUUCCAUGGAGGAAAAUCUUGGAAUCUAGUUCUGUGUUCCAGAAAGGUCGAACUGCUGUAGACCUUAAAGACAAAUGGAAGAACAUGUGCAAAGGGACACCGGAGUCCAAAUGAAGUACAGUGGAUGGGGCUUGCAAAGACUUUUGUUUUUGUUGAUUGUGUGUGGUGUUUUCUGUGGCAAGCUGGCUAGGAUUACACAUGGGAUUUUGGCAAGGAAGGAAGGUUUCUCUUCUUUGGUAUUGAAUGUUCUUUAGUUUGUCCCAUGGUGAUGAUGCCUUUGAAUUUCUUUGGUAUAAACACAGCAUAUUUUGAUGAAGAAGCCUAAAGAAGAUAGUUUCAUUAGUAUGUUGAAAAGUAUUUUGGUCUCUUUGGUUGAAUUAUGCUAUCUUUUGUAUAUGGUGAUCAUCUAUGUACUUGUGUAGUUUCCUUUGUUGGCUGAAUAUUGUUGUCAAAUUUCUCAACUUCUAAUGAAACUAUCUUCUUAUCCUC
Molecule: messenger RNA, 1778 nt
Organism: Humulus lupulus (European hop)
Lineage: Eukaryota; Viridiplantae; Streptophyta; Magnoliopsida; Rosales; Cannabaceae
Exons: 7
Coding region: 18-1403 (461 amino acids)
Source: RefSeq, a predicted model, not a curated record